AUGGAUCAAGUACCAGAUACAGCCCAGCACUUUAUCGAGUGUGACACAGAAUCUUGUAGGAACUUUUCUGAGUUUUACUGUAAUACCUGUCAUCAGCGAAUCUGUGACCAAUGCAAACAGCGCCAUCAAGAACAGAACAAUGGACAUAGGAUUGUCCUCUACCACGAGAGAAAAAGAAAACUUCCCUCAGAGAAAUGCAGGAUCCACGCCACAGGGGAUUUAGAUUUUUUUUGCGAUGAUUGUCAUAAUCCCAUCUGUUCUACGUGCGUUGACCAACAUCACAGUGAUCAUGAAAUUAGUGACCUUGAAACAAUUUACAAUGAUAUUCUACAGGAUUGUCAGAAGGCAAUAACUGAGGUUUGGAGAAAAGACAUACUUGAAGCUAAAGAUAAUGUUGAAUUAAUUGGGAAAAAGAGAGAAAAUGUGAAGAAAGAAAUUGUCAAACUUAGAGUUUCCAUGAAAUAUAGAGCAGAUGAACUGAAAGAGGUUGUCGACAAUAUACUAAUUGAUAAUAUUAAAAAGCUAGAUGAAAUAGAGAACUCCGUCCUAACAGAAAUGAUGGAACAACAGAAGAAAAAAGUGGACUACAUUAAUUACCUAGAAAAACUGAUUGCAGAUUAUGAGAGUAAAAUUUCUUUAAUAAAACACACUGAACUCAUAAAGUUCCAUUUAGAAAUUUCAUUGGCUACCCUUAAGAUGCCUAGCAAAUCUGAACCCAAACUUCCAACCUUUACAUUAGGUACACUAAAUAAAGAAGAAAUUGCAAAACAGUUUGGUGAAAUAGAACUAGAUUUAUCAGAAAGGUUUAAACUUUCCUCUGUCAUAAAAGUAAGUGAAAAAACUAUCCCUAGAGAAGGAAUUUUUCAUUUGUCUCUCUUACCUCCAAACAAAUUUUGGGCUAGUGAAAAGUGGGGGAAUAUCAAUCAGUAUGAUAUGGAAGGAAACAUUUUACAAAAAAUAUCCACCACUAUUUUGGAUUUCCAAGGUAACCACACAGUCACAACAGAGGAGGAACUGCUUUACACAGAUAUGAAUGAAAACGCUGUAAACAGAGUAAAAAGUGACAUGUCCACCGACAAACUCAUUGAAACAGGGAGCUGGGAACCUGGAGCCAUCUUCUCCUCUCCUAUAAAUGGACACAUAUUAGUUGGUUUACGAAAAAGAACAAAGUCAAGCAACAAUAAAAUAACUAGAUACAACAGAGAAAGAACGAAGUUACAGGACAUACAGUGGGAUGAUAAAAGAAAAACUCUCUACAGAAGUAUACGCUUCAUCACAGAGAACAUCAAUGGUGACAUCUGUACAUCUGACGGGAAAGCCAGAAAGGUUGUGGUGGUAACUGCCUCAGGAACGUAUCGCUUCUCUUACACUGGUCACCACUCUCAGUCUGGAUUUAUUCCCAGUGGAAUUUGUACAGAUGUUCUGGGAAACAUUUUGGUGUGUAAUAACUAUUUCACAUUUAUGAAGAACUGCUUUAGUGUCGACAUGCUGGACAUCAAUGGUCAGUUCUUGUCUUUUUUACUCACAUCAGAACAAUUUCCGCCAUCCCCCCAUGCUCUCUGUAUUGAUGACCAACACAAUCUCUGGGUUGGGGCAUCGGACAGUUUUACUAUCCUUGUGUAUAAUUAUUUGCAGAAAACAGAAAAAUGA
Molecule: messenger RNA, 1650 nt
Organism: Saccostrea cuccullata (small rock oyster)
Lineage: Eukaryota; Metazoa; Mollusca; Bivalvia; Ostreida; Ostreidae
Exons: 1
Coding region: 1-1650 (549 amino acids)
Molecular function (GO): zinc ion binding
Source: RefSeq, a predicted model, not a curated record